GGCUACCUAGAUGGACUUCGUUCACAUUUGGGUGGUUUAACGCAACGUGUCAAAUCAUGGUAUUGGGGAAGACCACUUGAAUUGGCUACCAAGCUAUCACGAAGUUUUGAUAUGAAGGAAGAAGGUGGAACAUUGCUUGGAGAAAAAGGCGUUAGGAGACAUCAGUCAAUGCAGCGUUUAUCUGGUGAACAGAAUGGCUCAACGACUGAUCAACCACAUGAGCUAAACCCAAACGUCGUACCUGAUCAUAGAGGAAAUUUACAUAUUACAGUUAAGAAAACUAAACCAAUUUUAGGUAUCGCUAUUGAAGGUGGUGCUAAUACAAAGCAUCCCUUACCUAGGAUCAUUAAUAUUCAUGAACAUGGUGCUGCAUAUGAUGCUGGUGGCUUAGAAGUCGGUCAAUUAAUAUUGGAAGUAGAUGGUCAUAAAGUAGAAGGACUACAUCAUCAAGAAGUUGCACGUUUAAUAGCUGAAUGCUUUGCAAAUCGUGACAAGGCUGAUAUUACAUUUUUAGUUGUUGAAGCAAAAAAAUCAAAUUUAGAACCAAAACCAACUGCUCUUAUAUUUUUGGAGGCCUAACACUUACUUGCCCUGCCGGCUAGCGAUCUUUCUAGUUCACCUGAACCUGGUAUUGAUCUAACAAAAAGUUAUCGCUAAAACUAUAUAUAAAAAACCUCACAAAUUACAUUAAAGAAAAAGAAAAAACAACAAAAAAACCAAAACAACUAACAAAGGCAAGAAAAUUUUUAAAAUCAUUUCGUAUAGAGUGUGAUGAAAUGUUCAACAACCAAAAAAAAAAAAAAAUUAAAAAAAAAAAAAAAACAAAAAAAAAUAAAAAAAUACAAAAAAAAAAUGCUGAACAAUCUAGAGAGAACUACACAAAUGUCAUAAGAAUAUUAUAAUUGCAAAAUUAAUUAUUAUGGCACGCUAUACGAUCAUCAAACCUUAAAAACAAAAUUCCAGCGUACUUACAACAAUAUAAGCACUACAACAGCAACAACUGAAAUCAAAAGGAACCUGCUAAUCAAUCACCAGCUGCUAUAACAGAUCAACCUUAAUUUGCUCCUUUUUCUUAAGACCUUCUUAAUAAUUUUCCUAUUACUUUUCUGAUACAAUUUUAAUCCAAAAAAUUUUUAAUUUUAAUCUCUUACAUAUAAAACUGUUAAAAAAAUAUUGUAUAAUAAUUAAGAUAGUUUUUCUUAUAUUCUUAUUUGUUAAAAUUUCAAAAAAAAAGAAUGAUUAAUAUUUUUAAAGUUAUUAUUUUUUAUCUUUAAAAGUUGAUAAUUUUCGAAAGUAGAAAAAUUUAUGCAAUUUUAAAAAUUUAAAUUUGUAAAUCAUAGAACUGUAUUGAAAGGGUUUAGAAAAUUUCUAUUAUG
This is a messenger RNA of Condylostylus longicornis, 1376 nucleotides long. RefSeq names its product whirlin-like. The transcript is spliced from 5 exons. Gene Ontology annotation, molecular function: protein binding. Gene Ontology annotation, cellular component: stereocilia ankle link complex; plasma membrane; stereocilium tip. The coding region runs from base 112 to 579 and encodes 155 amino acids. The record is from RefSeq and is a predicted model, not a curated record. Lineage: Eukaryota; Metazoa; Arthropoda; Insecta; Diptera; Dolichopodidae.